Nicotiana attenuata is the source of this 1210-nucleotide messenger RNA. Its product is annotated as E3 ubiquitin-protein ligase MIEL1-like. The record is from RefSeq and is a predicted model, not a curated record. The transcript is spliced from 12 exons. Gene Ontology annotation, cellular component: nucleus. Gene Ontology annotation, molecular function: zinc ion binding; ubiquitin protein ligase activity. The coding region runs from base 137 to 940 and encodes 267 amino acids. Gene Ontology annotation, biological process: ubiquitin-dependent protein catabolic process; protein ubiquitination. Lineage: Eukaryota; Viridiplantae; Streptophyta; Magnoliopsida; Solanales; Solanaceae.
AUCUACUUGACAUUUUAUAUCCAUCAUUUUGUUUUCUCCUCUGAGACCCACCACCCACUAUUUUCUUCUCUGCUCCUCCUUCUUCUUGAGCUGUGGUGGUGGUGGUGGGGUGUAAGUAUUUUCUCUGCAUAACAAAAUGGGAGGUUCUUGCAAUGAACGCCUUGAUUUUGGCAAAAUGGGUUAUGGAUGCAAGCACUAUAGGAGAAGAUGUAAGAUUAGAGCCCCUUGCUGCAAUGAGGUCUUUGACUGCCGCCAUUGUCACAAUGAAGCCACGAGCAUGUUGUGUAUUAUUUUUGAUCGGCAUGAACUAGUUCGACAGGAUGUCACACAGGUCAUCUGCUCGGUUUGUGAUACAGAACAGCCAGUCGCUCGCCUUUGUACAAAUUGUGGUGUCAACAUGGGAGAAUAUUUUUGUGAAGUGUGCAAAUUCUAUGAUGAUGAUAUAGACAAAGGACAGUUCCAUUGUGAUGAUUGUGGAAUCUGCAGAGUUGGUGGUCGCGAGAACUUCUUUCAUUGCAAGAAGUGUGGUUCUUGUUAUUCAGUUAGUCUGCGUAAUAACCACUCGUGUGUGGAGAACUCCAUGCGGCAUCAUUGUCCCAUUUGUUAUGAGUUUCUCUUUGAUUCUCUGAAAGACACAAGUGUAAUGAAAUGUGGGCACACAAUGCACGCUGAGUGCUACCACGAGAUGAUAAAGCGUGACAAAUACUGCUGCCCUAUAUGUUCUAGAUCAAUUAUAGACAUGUCCAAGGCUUGGAAAAGAAUGGAUGAGGAGAUUGAAGAGACAAUCAUGCCUGAAGAUCUUAGAUAUAAGAAGGUUUGGAUUCUGUGUAACGACUGUAAUGACACAACUGAAGUAUUCUUCCACAUUAUCGGGCAGAAAUGCAGACACUGUCAGUCAUACAACACUCGUAUGAUUUCACCUCCUGUUCUUCCCCAAUAACAACUAUCUACUCCGGAAAAAAAUGAUUGUUUGAGCUGCGGAACCAAGUGCUGUGGUCUCAUCUUCCUUAUUACUAAUUGUUUUGUGCCAUUUCUGUAUUGAUUCGUCGCCAUUGCAUCAUAACUCAACUUCACUUGCAAGCAUUUGUGACAUGAUUCUUUCUCCAAAGAUGUGAGAGUAAAAGUAACUGAUUUGAUUCUGGACUAUGUAUACCAUGUACACAUAUAUAUAUUGCUAUAGCAUUUCAAGGGACUGCUUUUGAGCUUCAAA